Molecule: messenger RNA, 3944 nt
Organism: Dimorphilus gyrociliatus
Lineage: Eukaryota; Metazoa; Annelida; Polychaeta; Dinophilidae
Source: the annotation of a GenBank genome assembly
CAUAUUCAUCACUGAAGCGAAGGGGAGGAGAAACAUGAAAGAUUUUACAAAAACUCUCUGUCUUUUAAGUCUCUUUCAAUUAAAUUUUGCUGCAGAGACGCCAACGAACCUCGUUCAAGGUGAUAUAACAACCAUUUGGACGCCAGCUUAUAGGGAUUUGCAAAGAAUCAGGCUAAGAUUAAACAACAGACACACAUUCGUUUUUAAAGUUAAAGCCUGUUCUGAAGCCCAUAUUUACUUGUUUGAGUACUUCCCGGGUGGACCUCUCUAUGAAGUACAUCUAGGCCUAGGUGUCCAGGACAAUACAUGGAGCUUUCUGGAUGUAUACAAAAGAGAAGGGUCAGCCAUAACCGAACAGACGAAAAAAGACGUAAAUAGUCCAGGAAUUAUCGACUGUUCGGAUUACAGAACAUUCUGGAUUUCUUGGCGACACGAGGAAUUUGCAGUUGGUCAAGGUCCUAUUAGAAAUGAACAACUUUUAAUGACAACCACUUUACCGCGUUAUCCAAAAGAUUAUAGAUUUGAGGUUGUUGAAGCAGUUUUAACAACAAUGUACGGCAAUACGGGAUUAUGGCAAGUGCAGGAAGGAAUGGCUCAUAGUUUAAGAUUAUUUACGCCGAGUAGUCCUUUUAACAUGCGCUACAAUUACAUAUGGAAAACAGUAGAAAGAAGGGAUGGAUUUUUUGCCUUUAGAGUUAGGUCUUGUCAAGAUGCUCAUAUAUCUCUCGCCUUAAAUCAAGGAGAAAGGGAUUACGAGGUCGUUCUUGGUAGCUAUUACAAUACAAAGUUUUCUUUACGUAAAUACCGCGGAAGAUACGUUCAAAAGGACGUUGUUAAUCAGAAUGGUGUUGUUCAUUGUAUUGAUUUUCGAGCAUUUUGGAUUUCUUGGAGAAAUGGAACAAUCUCUGUUGGUAGAGGAUCAGUCUACGGAAGGAAUACCGAAGUGGAAUUAUAUGAUAAAGAUUUUAGAGGUGUUAGCGUUCUUGGAUUUACUCAAUUCGCAGUCGACGCCGAUUGGUUUUUUGACGAGGAAUUGUACAGCGAAUAUAAUUUCAUAGUCGACUCUCAGAAUAAUAAUAAUCGAAAAAAUCAAAGAGUCGUUAUAUCAAGACAAUAUCAUAUAUCAUUUAGAGUUCAAACUUGCGAAGGAGCUGAAAUUAUGCUCAUUCCCGAAAUUACUAAACCAGAAACUUCCUAUUUCGUACUAAUAGGUGAGAGUGAAAAUUCUAUAACCUCUAUAAUCAAUCCCGCCGGCCAAAACGCGCAGGCUCAAACGUCUAAAAUACUUAAUUGUGAUCACGAUCGUCCAUUUUGGAUUUCGUGGUGGAAUGGAACCCUUCGAGUUGGGAGGAGUUCUUUACCAUAUCUCAAUGAAAUUGUCAAUAUGAAAAUACCUAAAGAUUUAAGAUUUAACGUAGCCAUUUUCAAUACAAAAGUCAAUAAGCACUGGGGAUCAUUCUGGAGAAUGAAAAGAACGGACGUAGAAGCCGUCUACUUUCGUACGGAAAAAGCUAAAGGUUACAAUUAUGCCUGGUUGAAAGACAACGACGCUUAUUGGCAAAUUUUCAAUGUAAAAUCGUGUAACGGAGCUAAGCUUUUAUUAGCAGCCGACGUUCAAGUUAAGCAAAGAUCCUACGAGAUUAUCAUUGAUAAUAAUGGUAAUGAAUUGGUUAUUAAAGAACCAGUUGGAGAUGAUGGUUUGAUAAUUGAGAGGGAAAAUACGGGCAAACUAUUAGAUUGUGAUAACAUUAGAACAUUUUGGGUUUCCUGGUUGGACGGUUAUAUAAAAGUUGGUUUAGGUGAUAGAUUCAAUCAGAACAUGAAAAUAGCAACGAAACAAAUAAAACCUCACCCAGUUGCCGCAUUAGGGUUUUCUUCUAACAACGGAACCACUGGACAUUGGUAUUUAAUUGGUGAAAGAGCCGAUGUAGUAAGCAUGCAAGCGCCAUUUAAUAAUGAAAAUGAAGAUAAGUGGAUUCGUUUCUUAUAUCGUAACGAUCGGGUUUUCUUUUCUCUCUCUGCAUGUGAUAGUGUAGAUUUAACACUCUCCAAUAAAUUCCGUCAAACUGACCCUUACGCUAUAAGAAUAAAAAUUACAAAGAACAAAGCCACAUUGGAGGGGUUAGGACAGCUGAGCGGAGAAGGUGCAAACCAGGAUAAACCUAAUUUAAUAAGCUGUGACACGAGAAACUUUUAUGUUGCGUGGAAUAACGGGAAAUUUAGAUUUGGCAAAGGAUUGCAUAUAAGUGACUUUGACGAUGACGGUAUUGUUGAAAAGGUCUUUAGUAAAAAUUUACAGUUUGAGGCUCUUUCCUUCCGAUCGAGUGCCACUACUGGACAAGAUAAGGAUAGGCCAACUCUUAUGUUUAGAGAUCCAUUUCCUGCAGAAAUCACCUAUAAUACUCUUCCUACAUACUCCUACGAUCAACUUUGGAUAACGACCAAAUAUAGAAGAGGAAUAUUUUUCUCAGUUAAGGCGUGCGCUGACGUCUCAAUUAUUUUAUCGGCCGUUUUACAUUCUAGAGAACCUAGCUAUUCAUAUGAAAUUCGUUUAGGUCUCAGAAACGAUGAAUCUUUUAUAGUAGGCAGACAGUGGGCGGGCCGACUUGCCACAGCAAGAACCCCCGGAAUUCUCUCUUGUACGCAAGAAAGAACGUUUUGGGUGUCCUGGAUAAAUGGCAAUAUUGCGAUUGGGCAAGGUUUAGAACUGGGACGAGGGGUAAUUUUGAGUUUUGUCGACUUAAAGCCUUUUAGAGUUAAUGCGGCCGGUUUUACCACUGGGUCAGGUCAGAAAGGCAAUUUACGUCUAAUGCUGUAUAACGACUUUAAAGGCGGCAAAGGCAAUUCUGAUUCUGGAAAUGGAAUGACUGGCGGACAAAAAGCAGGAUUAGCAAUUGGUUUCUUAAUAGCUAUUGCGAUCUUCUGCGGAUUUGUUUUUGUUAUCUUCAGACCACCUGAACAGCUUCAGAGAUUUAUGGAAGCUCCUCCGUCAUCCGAAAUUCGCGAAGCCCCCGCAGGACCUUCCCAAGAAACAGAAUCGGAACCGAAACCGAAAAAGAGACUUGCCGCUCCACCACCUCAAUCUUUCUCUAAUCCUAUUGCAGAUGAUCCCUCCCUAGCCCCCAAGAUAGUUGAUAAAAGCGUGCCCCCAGAAAUCGUAACUGAACCUACUUAUCCAGAGAAGAUGGAAAAAAAAUCAAAGGAUAAAGAUAAGUACAAAGAGAAACCCAAGGAUGAAUCGAAAGCUUCCAUGAGUUUUGAUAAUGUUCUAUUUAAUGAUAUGAAGGGAACUAAAGAGGUAGAUGUUUAAACAACUCAUUAAUUUCAAGAUUUUAUCAAACUGUUAUAAUUAAAUAUAAAUUAGAAUAAUCAUUUUUAUAUCCAAGUUCAUAAAUAUAAUUAAGAAACAUUUCAAGCGGAAUAUUAUUCAGAAUAUAUAAUUCUAUUAUGGCCGAUAUAUCACAGAUGAAGUAAUCAGUGUUUUUACUUUCUUCGCUAAUCAAAAACAACAUCAAGAACAGAGCGAGAGAUUCGUUGCUUAUAAUUUGCUACUCCUACCAUUUAUGCACUGAAAAAUAUAUUAUUUGAUUACAAGGACUUCAUUUAAACUAUUACUAAUCUCAAAACUUACUACUUUGUGGAAGAGCCUCGGGUGAGCCUAACUCUGGUUGCUAGAAUAUUCCAUAAAUUUUCAAUAUUUUAUUAACAAAAACUUAUGAAAACUUACGCUCUCAACAACUUGCUUUGCUUCUUCAUGGGACACCCUAUAUGGACUUCCGGCUACUGAUACAUUUUCGCUGAAAUCAUAAAUUAUCUAAGUCAAGACUUAAUAAACACCUUUGCUGUAAUUACUAACCAGGCCAAUCCACAUGCAUCACAUUGCUGAGCUAGGAGCUUUUGCCAUUGAACAUGUGUUUCCUUAAUUAUUUCUAAAGCAAAUUCCU